ACCAUGAAGUUCAACGGGUACAUGAAGGUGCGCAUCGGCGAGGCGGUGGGGCUGCAGCCCACCCGCUGGUCGCUCAGGCACUCGCUCUUCAAGAAGGGGCACCAGCUGCUGGACCCCUACAUCGCCGUGAGCGUGGACCAGGUGCGCGUGGGCCAGACCAGCACCAAGCAGAAGACCAACAAGCCCACGUACAACGAGGAGUUCUCCACGGCCGUCACCGACGGGUGUCAGCUGGAGCUGGCCGUCUUCCACGGCACCCCCAUCGGCUACGACGACUUCGUGGCCAACUGCACCGUGCGCUUCCACGACCUCCUCCAUGGCCCGGGGUCAUCGGACAGCUUCGAAGGCUGGGUGGACCUGGAACCAGAAGGAAAAGUGUUUGUGGCAGUAACGCUCUCAGGCAGCUUUACUGAAGGAACUCUCCAGAGGGAAAGAAUUUUUAAAAACUUCACCCGGAAGCGCCAGCGGGCCAUGCGCAGGCGGGUCCACCAAGUCAACGGGCACAAAUUCAUGGCGACUUACUUGCGGCAACCGACGUACUGCUCACACUGCCGGGAAUUUAUCUGGGGAGUAUUUGGAAAGCAAGGAUACCAGUGCCAAGUUUGCACGUGUGUUGUGCACAAGCGUUGCCACCAUCUCAUCGUUACAGCUUGCACGUGCCAAAACGACAGCAAAAAGAUGGAUGCAAAGAUUUCUGAACAGAGGUUUGGAAUCAACAUCCCGCACAAGUUCAGAAUCCACAAUUACAAAGUGCCCACUUUCUGCGACCACUGCGGCUCCUUGCUCUGGGGCAUUAUGCGGCAAGGCCUGCAGUGCAAAAUAUGCAAAAUGAAUGUACAUAUACGAUGCGAAGCCAACGUGGCACCCAACUGCGGUGUGAAUGCAGCGGAACUGGCGAAAACGCUGGCAUGCAUGGGGCUGCAGCCAGGAAAUAUUUCUCCAAACGGGAAACUGGUCUCAAGGUCAACACUCAGGCGCCAAAAGAAGGAAAGCACGAAGGACGGUAACAAUGUGGCCAAAGUCUCGACAAGCAAGCUCAAGAUUGAGGAUUUAAUAUUCAUCCGAGUGCUGGGAAAGGGCAGUUUUGGAAAGGUCAUGCUCGCCAAAACAAAAGAGACGGGGUACCUCUAUGCCAUCAAAGUGCUGAAAAAAGAUGUGAUACUUCAGGAUGAUGAUGUGGAAUGCACCCUGACGGAGAAGCGGAUCCUGACCUUGGCACGCAACCACCCCUUCCUCACCCAGCUUUUCUGCUGCUUCCAGACCGCUGAUCGUCUCUUCUUUGUCAUGGAGUUUGUGAACGGAGGUGACUUGAUGUUCCACAUCCAGAAAUCCCGUCGUUUCGAUGAAACCCGAGCCCGAUUCUAUGCUGCCGAAAUCAUCUCGGCCCUCAUGUUCCUCCAUGAGAAAGGCAUCAUUUACAGGGAUCUGAAACUGGACAACGUGUUACUGGAUCAUGAGGGCCAUUGCAAGCUGGCGGACUUUGGCAUGUGCAAAGAAGGGAUCCAUGACGGAAUCACCACGGCAACCUUCUGUGGAACGCCGGACUAUAUCGCCCCAGAGAUUUUGCAGGAGAUGCUCUACGGUCCCGACGUUGACUGGUGGGCGAUGGGCGUGCUGCUCUACGAGAUGCUUUGUGGCCACGCCCCCUUUGAGGCGGAAAACGAGGACGACCUUUUUGAGGCCAUUCUCAAUGACGAAAUUGCCUACCCCACCUGGCUCCCAGAAGAUGCAGUGGAAAUCCUGAAAGCCUUCAUGACGAAGAACCCGAAAAUGCGCCUAGGCAGUAGUUCCAUGGGUGGGGAGCGAGCUAUCCUUCUGCACCCGUAUUUUAAGGACCUGGAUUGGGACCUGCUAAACCAGCGCCAGAUCGAGCCACCCUUCCACCCUCGAAUUAAAUCAAACGAGGAUGUGAGCAACUUUGAUCCUGAAUUUUUAAAGGAGGAACCUAUCCUAACCCCCAUCGAAGAUGGAAUUCUUGCUAUGAUCAACCAAGAAGAAUUUAGAAACUUUUCUUAUACAGACCCAGAAUUAGAGUCUUAGCCGCACCUGAGGGUGCUGACCGUCUCCUCAGCCUGUUGAGGAAGACCUGUUGCUUCGGACUGCCUGUUUCGCUGGGAGAUCCUGCAAGGAGUGUUGGAUUACGCAUUGCAGCCAAGAGGAGCACAGCUUGCGGGAUCCUGAUGCGGCAGGAGCACCUCUCGGAUUGCUUGAAGAACAAGCGUUGGUAGCCAAGCAGUGAAUUUCCUCUGUGUGGAACGGGUAGGUGCGGAAAGGAGAGUUCGCUUGGCUCCAGGUGGCUGCUGGAAGUGAAACUUUGCUGUGACAUCUGGGUCAUUUUCACGAGAAUGACAUCAGCUGUGAGCCAACUGGAUCUUUAUACAGCACUGCUACCUGGCAAAACAGAAACAGGAGAACAUGAGGGGCACAGGACUCACCUGUGGCAGCAGCAUGGCCAAAAUUGCUUCUUCCCUCCGGGCAACGGGGUCCAUUGGAAACAUGUUCGAAACCAGGUGUCUGUGUGCCAACUGACAGAAACCCGAAACUGGAAAAACCAGCCAAGGGAAGUGACCCUUUGAUGCGGAUGCUUUGGAAUGCCAAGACUCCAGUCCCAUUGGAUGCAGCUCAGCAGAUCGAAGGGGACCAACUGCGUGCGUCGCUGUUAGAUCAGCCGCUCACACAUGUCGGCGAGCACGUGUGUGUAGGGUGGCCACAUGCAAAUCGCCGAAAAGGAGGAUGUUGGUUGCAUGGCACGUCUGUUUGUCCGUUAGUCAUUAUUAUUUAAAUAGAAAUUGAGUACACCCCCCCUUGGUGUGGGAAACUGACCUGCUGCCCAGAGCGCCUUUCUCCAUCCACUGUCCAGGUGCUGUUGAUGGGCAUUCCUGAGGUUUAGGGCUUCCGUCGGAUGGUCCUUGACUUGGGAUUUGGACUGGGCAGCCCUUCAAACACGACACGUUCAGAACAGAGACAGUCCUCUGGCAGCUCUUCUAAUAGAGGACUGCCCUCUGUGAAAGAGGAUGCAUGGCCUUCAUCGGUGCAUAUGCGUGUGCAUGUGCAUAUGAGUGAAAGAAGGAGAGGGUUUUCCUUGCUGAAUUGGGAUGAAAGUUGCUAGAACAGAGCCGGUCCACCCUGCUACCUCUGGGUGAUGUGAAGAGGGAAAUGUUUUCUCUUGUGUUUUGUGAAAUGCCAAGAUAAUUUGGGGCUCAUUUAA
This is a messenger RNA of Varanus komodoensis (Komodo dragon), 3208 nucleotides long. It is a transcript of the gene PRKCH, whose product is annotated as protein kinase C eta. Gene Ontology annotation, molecular function: diacylglycerol-dependent serine/threonine kinase activity; ATP binding. Bases 4 to 2040 code for a protein of 678 amino acids. The transcript is spliced from 14 exons. Gene Ontology annotation, biological process: protein phosphorylation. Lineage: Eukaryota; Metazoa; Chordata; Lepidosauria; Squamata; Varanidae. The record is from RefSeq and is a predicted model, not a curated record.